AUGGAGUCGGAUAAUAGUUUAUGGGAGUCUGAAGAAGGCGUUCCCCAUAUUGACGACCCCUUCAUUCAACGCUUCCUCGCUGGCCGUCUUUCUUUGAUCCAGCGUGAGGAGUCGCAGCGACAUGAUGCCAACCUCCAUAAUGCCCUGCCCCCGGUGGCCAAAAAAGCAUGCGAGAUCGUCUCCCAAGUAUGUGCCCGGGAAUUGGCACAGCUCCAGCAAGCUGGUUACCCGUCAGACGGCAUCCCCCAUCCGAGCCUCAUGUCCGACACGGCAAAGGCACGGCUAGGGGAGUCCGAUCUUUGGAAGAUUGUACGACAUCUACCCAAGGGUUCUCUUCUGCACGCUCAUUUGCCAGCUAUGGUCGAUACGGACUUUCUUAUCGACCAAGCGUUUGCUACCUCGGGAAUCCACAUAUCUGCUCCAAAGCCACUGGUAACGCAGCGCGACUACCAAGACGCGCCGUUCACUAUUCAAUAUUGCUCUGGUUCUACGGAUCCUACAGAGAAGCCUGCGCCGUGGGCAGAUGACUAUGAGCCAUCGACUCAGAUUGAGCUGAAGAGUGCUGCUGCUUCCUUCCCCGAUGGGGGUGAAGCAGGGUUCCGUAGAUGGCUUAAAAGUCGUUGCACCCUAACAUCCCAACAGUCACACAAUGUCCCACGUGGCAGCAGAGCAAUAUCGGACUUCUUCAACGUCCGCUUACCUGUCAUCAAUUCGAUCUUUCAAUACGAACCCAUCUUGCGAGCCUGCCUCCGUCAGAUUCUCUCACAGCUGGCCGCGGAUGGGAUAAGGUAUGUCGAGUUCAGAGUCGCGUUUAAUUUCCAAUACACUCUGGAAGGACGUGAUAAACCAGAAGAGGAUUACGUCGAGUGGUUCCGCAUCUUCGAUGAAGAAGUCGAGCGCUUCAAGGCUUCUGAAGAAGGCAAGAAAUUCUAUGACGCGCGGGUGAUAUGGGCCACCAUGCGCAGGUUAUCAAACAAGGAGAUUGGCUUAAGCAUGCAGCAGUGCCUUCUGGCAAAGGAAGAAUUCCCUGAUUCGAUCUGCGGGUUUGAUUUACUUGGGGUCGAAAGUGAUGAGAGGCCACUCAAUGAUCUAGUACCGAUUCUGUUUUGGUUCCGUGCACGCUGCGCUGAAGCAGGUGGCCGUGGUCGUCGCGCGGACGAGGGAAUGGAGAUCCCAUUUAUAUUCCAUGCUGGCCACUGCCUGGGCGAUGGAGACCAAGCGGACGAUAAUCUAUUCGACACAGUCUUGUUAGGCACCCGAAGAAUCAGCCAAGGUCUCUCACUAUAUAAACACCCUUUGCUCAUUGACGUGCUCAAGCAAAAGAAUAUCUUGAUUGAAUGUUCACCGAGUUCAAGCGCAUGCCUCGGCCUCACCAGCAGCUUCCAAUCUCAUCCGCUUCCAGCUCUUCUAUCUCGUGGAGUGUCUGUUGCCAUCGCCAACGACUCGCCAGGCGUCUUCGGGCUUGGAGCGAAUGGUCUGUCAUCAGAGUUCUACCAAGCUUUGCUUGCAUUCAACAGCAUGGGCCUCAGUGGUCUCACGAUGAUGGCGGAGAACUCGGUUCGUUGGAGCUGCUACGAAGAUCAGUCUUCGAAAGAAUGGGCAACAGACCUCCAAGAAGCGAUCCUCGGGGAGAGCAUCAAAGCUGCUCGCUUACGCGAAUUUUACACUGAUUUUCAGAAAUUCUGUGAGUGGGUGGUUGAGACCUUCGAAGAAAAGUAUAAUCUUGAGUGA
Aspergillus puulaauensis is the source of this 1731-nucleotide messenger RNA. Its product is annotated as putative CECR1 family adenosine deaminase. The record is from RefSeq and is a predicted model, not a curated record. Lineage: Eukaryota; Fungi; Ascomycota; Eurotiomycetes; Eurotiales; Aspergillaceae. Gene Ontology annotation, biological process: inosine biosynthetic process. The transcript has 2 exons. Bases 1 to 1731 code for a protein of 576 amino acids. Gene Ontology annotation, molecular function: deaminase activity.